AUGUCAGCGGGUCGAUACAUCCGUAAACGUCCAAUGGCCCAAUCGAUUUCCGAAGACGAAGCAGUAGAGAAUGCGAGCCGAAAUGCUAAUGAUCCGCUUGAACAUUGCUCGUCAUCUUCCUUGUUAUCUGAGUCGUCCACGUUUUCUACCUCAACUUGUGAACACUUGCCUUCCACCCCCCUCAAAAGUCUCUAUGAUUGUCCGAUUUGUUUCCAACUUUUCCGCGAACCAUAUUCAACAUUAUGUGGUCAUUCAUUCUGCCGCGAAUGUAUCAGUGCACAUCUGGAGCGUUCUUUACGAUGUCCUGUGUGUAGUCGAGGUUUGGAUCCAAGAUCGGGUCCCAUUGUUUUUCCUAAUUUUACGGCAGCUAGCAUUGUAGAUGCAAUUCGACGCAACAUGAAGACGGCGCGCAGUCUUGCAGCCGUCAGUGGUAGAAAUGAGGGCUUGGAGUUAACAAGCGAAAAACUGGUUGAUUUGGCUUUGAAUGCAGAUGCUAAUUUUCUGGAUCAUUUUAUGGAUCUUUUGAAAAAGCGACGUGAACAGAUUAGUAAUAAUGUCACUCGGAGAAAAAACAUGCUCCUGAACGAGUUUAUUGAUGAAAUGAUUGCACAACGAGAAGAGAAGCUUAAGCAGCUUCAGAAUGAGCUAUCCAUUUUACGGAAUGAUAAAGCUUCCAUUCAGGCGAUGAUGAAAGACGAUUCGAGCAAUAACGCUGGCACACAUUCACAACGAAUGGUGCCAGAUGCCAGUGGUUCACAAAUAAUGCAAUCUGCAUCAGUUCUGAAAAAAAUGAGGUUUGAUGGUGGUGAUAAUGAUACUGAGGAAAUAGGAAAGUAUCGCAGUCGUCUUCAGCAGCAUAUGACCGGUUUAGAGCAAGCUUACUUUAGUAGGCGUUUAAAUAACACAGAAUCUAGGACUAUUACGGAUGAUUCAUUGGGUCCAUGUUGCGACACUCUUGAUGAUUUUUCGCAAGUAUUACACGGCAUGUCGCAAUAUGGCAGUUUCCGGCGUUUAGCAUCCUUAAAUUAUAAUGUUGCAGAUGCAACAGCUGCAUUAUCUAUUGUUUCAAGCAUUGAAUUCGACAAAGAUGGUGAAUUUUUUAUCCUGGCGGGUGUUGCUAAACGUAUAAAAGUGUAUGAAUUCCAAUCAGUUAUCGAAAACACAGAUACUUUGCAUUAUCCUGUUACUCAGCUUCAGUGUACGUCCAAAAUCAGUAAUGUGUCAUGGAAUCCCUAUUGUAAAAACACUCUUGCAAGCAGUGAUUACGAUGGAACAGUACAACUUUGGGAUACCUCACUUGCAAAGUCAAUUAGGCGUUAUCAGAUAAAUUUUAUUCUAAUUCGUUAUAAAUUAACUGGAAAUAUUGCUUUUUAUGAACAUGAGAAGCGAUGUUGGACUGUGGUCUUCAACAGUGUUGAUCCUCAUUUAAUGGCUUCUGGAUCUGAUGAUGCACGAGUGAAACUUUGGUCAAUCGGUGUGGAUCGUUCUGUGGCAACAAUUGAUGCUAAAGUCAAUGUAUGUUGCGUCUGUUUCAGUCCAACGCAGCGAAAUUAUCUUGUUUUUGGUUCUGCCGAUCACUGCAUUCACUUGUACGAUAUCCGAAGACCGAUAGAACCGGUUAAUGUUUUUCGUGGCCAUCGAAAGGCAGUAUCUUACGUCAAAUAUUGUACCGAAAAUGAAGUCGUUUCAGCGUCUACCGAUAGUAAUCUCCGAUUAUGGGAUGUAAGUAGCGGAAAAUGUAUACGCACUAUGAAAGGUCAUCAAAAUGAAAGAAAUUUUGUGGGUUUGGCAACCGAUGGUAAUCACAUCGUAUGUGGAUCGGAAAAUAAUCAUCUCUAUCUGUAUCAUAAGGGCUUAUGCGAUCCGUUAAUGUGCUAUGAUUUCGGUCGUGCAGAUAAUACUCGUUCGGCGCUUCUGGCAACUGAUUCUUCUUCUGAUUUUGUGUCUGCUGUUAGUUGGAAAAAGAAUUCGAAUAUUGUUGUGGCAGCGAACAGUCAAGGAACAACACAUGUAUUUGAACUUAUUUAG
Molecule: messenger RNA, 2028 nt
Organism: Brugia pahangi
Lineage: Eukaryota; Metazoa; Nematoda; Chromadorea; Rhabditida; Onchocercidae
Source: the annotation of a GenBank genome assembly